Octopus sinensis (East Asian common octopus) is the source of this 7017-nucleotide messenger RNA. Its product is annotated as zinc finger protein 260-like. The record is from RefSeq and is a predicted model, not a curated record. The transcript has 2 exons. Lineage: Eukaryota; Metazoa; Mollusca; Cephalopoda; Octopoda; Octopodidae. The coding region runs from base 969 to 3125 and encodes 718 amino acids.
UAUCUCUAUCGAGAUUUGGUCAGGAUUAACUUCAGACAUGCUUAUGACUCAUUGCCUGUUGUCUAGAACUAAGCUUCUAGCUCGUGUUAACUGACCGGAUCGCUGCUUGAUUCCAUCGUCAAUAUCCUUCUCAUGCAAGCUUCACUAACCCCACCAUCUCCUUUAUUCCCUAUAUUUCCCGUCGGGCUACAAAUCUUUAUAAUCAAAACCUGUUACAAUUGUUGUUUGUAGUGAUGAUGAUGCGGCCGACCUACUUUAAUAAGUAAAAAAUUUCUUACAAAGAUGCUUCCUAUUUCUUGUUCAAGAUUCAGCACGGCAAAAACAAAGGCUAUGGUGGGGAUAAACCUGACCUUACACCCUUUUCCUGGUAACAGAAACCACCGAGGGUCUCGUUUUUAGGACGAUCUCAUUAUAUAUUUACAUACAUGCUGAUAUAUAUAUACAUGAAAAGGAUGGCUAGGCGUUAUGAGAGGGGAGGUAAUUAUUAAACAUUAGUAUGCAACAUAAAACUGAUAUCUGUAUACAGUUAAUAUGUGUCCCUAGUUAACUCCCCUUAUUAGCUUUCUUCUGUUUACUGAAGUUAGAAACAUCCCAGAUAUUAUGUCCUUAUAUUAUCUGAGAUCCCAGGGGAACUUCAUUCAAAUUACAAAUGUAGAAAACUACUUUAUCUUCUUAUAUAUCGGCUAAAUUAAGAUAAAAACUGCUUCAUCUAUUCACACCUAUCUGCUGGCUUCAAUUGCCAUUCAUGUUCUUGCUUAAUUGCCAAGGGAAACUGGUUUGUUGUCUGAAUGUCUCAGACGUACAGAAUCAUUGACUUUUGAGAAAGUAAAUUGCUGUAGCAAGACUGUUUGUCUCCCCCUGCAUCCUGCAGCACUAUGUUACCUGUUAACUACAUGGCGUUUAUUGUCUGACUCCUGCCUUUAUAUUGACUGUCUUUAUUGCAACAAGAACAUUUUCACAUUGCAACGAUGGAGUAUAGUGGGGACAGUCAAGAUGAGAGUCUGUUGGAUGUGAAACCAUUCCAUCAGGACAUUACUGAUGAGACAUUUUCUGAGGAGAAUAACACCAGACAGACACAUUCAGAUGUGAAACCAUUCAACUGUGACACAAAAAGUCAGUCUGUUUCUCACAAUAGCCAGUUGUCUACUGGAAAAGAAAUUCACUCAGAAGAAGAAGAGUCCAACCAUGAAAAUUUGGGUGAGUAUAAAGGAGUCCAGUUGACCGUGAGCAACAAACAGAGUCAGUCAAAGGGAAGUACCAACCAUUGCGAAUUGUGUGGGAAAACAUUUUCUCUUAAAAGUGAUAUCACUCAACAUAAAUGUCUAAAUACAAAAGUGAAAAUUCAUCAGUGUAAAGUUUGUGAGAAAACUUUCUCUCAUCGCAGUGCUUUAUCCAUUCACAGACGGAUUCACACAGGGGAGAGACCCUUUGUCUGUGAGUUUUGUGGUAAAGCAUUCUCUCAGAGUGCUCAUUUGACUAAGCACCUCCGUGUCCAUGCAGCAGAGAGACCUUAUACCUGUGACAUUUGUAACGAAUCUUUUUCACUAAAUUCUGAUCUGUCUCUCCACAAAGCAAGCCACACUGAAGAGAAACCAUUUCACUGUGAAAUGUGCGAUAAGUCUUUCUCUCUAAAACGGUCUUACCUCCGCCAUAAGCAUAAUCAUGAUAAAGAGAAGGAGUUUACUUGUGAUAUUUGUAACAAGACAUUUGCCUGGAGCAGUCAGUUGGCUGCUCACAAACGCAUACACACAGGUGAGCGGCCUUACAACUGUGACGUGUGUGGCAAAACAUUCUCUCAUAGCAGUUCUUUAGCCACUCACCAGAUGAUUCAUACUGGAGUCAAACCAUAUGCCUGUGACAUUUGUGGUAAGAAAUUCUCAAAAAAUACAUAUUUAUCUCGUCACAGUCGCAUUCAUACAGGUGAGAAACCUUACAACUGUGACAUUUGUGGCAAAACCUUUUCACAAAACGGGUCCCUAACAACCCACAAAUUAACACACACUGGCGAAAAACCAUUUCGUUGCGAAAUUUGUGGCAAAGGGUUCUUUCGAAACAGCUAUUUAUCUACACAUGUGCGUACACACACAGGAGAGAAACCGUACCACUGUGACAUCUGUGGCAAAGCUUUCUCCCGAAAGGGUGGUUUAUCUACCCACCAAGUGACUCACUCUUCAGAGAAGCCAUACGUCUGUGAGUUUUGUGGUAAUGCUUUCUCAAACAUUUACAAUUUGAUUAGACACAAACUGACCCAUACUGGUAUAAAGCCUUAUCGUUGUGAGAUCUGUGGCAAAGGUUUCUAUCGAAAUAAUCAUUUAUCUAUUCAUGUACGCAUCCAUACCGGGGAGCGGCCCUAUGCUUGUGAAAUCUGUGGUAAAACAUUCUCAGACAAAAGUUCAUUUCGGGGCCACAAACUAACACAUUCUACUGAAAAACCAUUCUCCUGUGAUGUAUGUGGCAAAGCUUUUUCUCAAAAUCGUGUUCUAAUUUGCCAUAAACGUAUUCACACAGGGGAGAAGCCUUACCAUUGCGAUAUAUGUGGGAAAACGUUUGCUCAAAACAGUAUGUUGAAGUGUCAUAGGCGGACCCAUACAGGUGAGAAAGCAUUUGAGUGUGAUUUUUGUGGUAGGAAAUUUGCACAGAGAAAUGCAUUAGUUUAUCAUAAACGUAUGCAUACUGGUGAAAAACCAUACCAUUGUGACAUUUGCGGUAAAAGUUUUGCACGAAGUGGUGCUUUGACUACUCAUCAGAUUACUCACAGUGGAGUUAAGCCAUAUGUGUGUGACCUUUGUGGCAAAGCAUUUGCACGUUAUGACACCUUAGCUCGGCACAUACUGACUCACACAGAGAGAGCACCAUAUUAUUGCGACGUCUGUGGUAAGUCCUUUACCCAGAAUAGCAAUUUAUCUCGCCACAAACAGACUCACACGAAGAACCAGUCAUUAGCUAAUCAGUCAGCAGCUCACCAGCAAGUAACUAACCAGCCAGUAGAUAACCAGCUGUUGGAUAACCAAUCACCAGCUAACCAGCCAUCGGUUGAUCAAGAAUUAACUAACCAGCUGUCAGAUAACCGAGCAUUAACUACUGUAAAGAUUGAGACAAAUAAUAGUGAGGAAACUGUACAGUAAUCACGGAUGUUGUUUGAGGAACUACUGGUGAUAUUGGUGGUAAACCAUCCUUUUGGAGUCCUGUUGGAACAAUUUACCGUUUCAUGUUCUGUGAAAUUUUACUAAGCUGUUGUUAAUGCAAUCUUCCCAAGCUACAAUCUAGUUCACUGACAAAGGAAGAAUAUUGUUUGGAAAUAUGCAUUUCCAUGGAAUCGAUCUUUUGAUGAAGAUUUAGAUCUACUUUUUAAUUUAUUGAUAUAACAGGAGAAAUCCUAUGCCAAUGAAAUUUGUAGUAAAGCUCUCGAGAAUUUUACAAAUUUUACAAUGAAGAGUGACCAAACCAAAGUAAAAUUUUUGGUAAAAUAAAUUUAUUGAUAUAUGCUCAUAAAAUUGUCUAAAAAAAAUUGAUAUGCUAUUAGCCACAAAUUGACUGAUAUAUUUAUUAGAAAGUGAACAAAUGUUGAAGUCUUUAUCUAAAAAAAAUUAUACCUUAUUUAAUUCACAUACCUGUGGAAUUAUAAUUGGAAAAGUUACAGAAAUUGAAUGACAGUUUUCUUAUGAAUGUUAACCUGCCAAGUCCUAAGGUUUAUGGCCCUAUAAGGUGAUUCAGUAAGAUACCAAUUUCAAACUAGUGGCCCAGGUUUUCACUUAUUGAUUCUGUGUCACAUUCUACGAUCCAAGAUGACUUGGUACCAUAACCACCACCACCACUACUUCUACCUCUAAUAAUGAACAAUGCACAGUAAAUUCAGAUAAGACCUUGUUGUUAGGUCUGAAUUGUCUUUCUCUCUCAUAUAAACAUAAAGUUGCUUUAUUUAACCUCAGACCUAUAAUCAAAGACAUUCUUGCCAUGACCAGCUUGACUUUGCAAACCUAGUUUACAUCAGAGGUGUGAAUACAUUGUGAUAUGGCAUUCAUCUGUUUUAAAAAAUGGCAAAGGUGGGAUUUGAAAAAGAUUUGGCUGCUAUUUAAGUCAGAUGAUCGUGUAGGGUAUCCUUCAGUGGUUUUUGGAUUGUGAUAGUCAUUUCUGUAAAUAGUCAAAGACAAGGAGACCUGUUUCUUUGCCGUCUCUGUGUCCUCCGCUUCCUUCCCUUGACUGCUCCAGUCUGCUUGAAGGAAGCUGUUGUUGUGAUUCUGUGGAAGUGGCAUUUGUGUUGUUAUGCAAGUAGUGUUUGUACCUUGCUUUGGAGGUGUGUUUUUAAUUUUCUACUGUUAAUGAUUUUCUGUUGUUGGCCUACAGCUUGCCUCAUUAUAUUUGAUAGUCAAUGAGAUACUAAUGUUUGCAUAUUUCUGUUGAAACUAUCACCAGGAGAUGAAUUACAUUAACAUAGCUUCACUAAAACUUGAGAGGGGAUUUCAGUACCAAAUGAACCUCUUGUAAUGAAUCUCACAUAUUGUUUGAUGAAUAUAGGUAUAAGUCUGUAGUGAAAAAGUUUAUUAAUGAGUUUGGAUAUAUUGCUUAGUAAAUAAAGUGAAAGUUAGAGUAGUGGUUCUGAAACUGGUAACUGCCAGCUUCCCCUCCUUCCUAAAAUAUUAGUUAAAUUUGUUUAUCCUCUCAAGUCUGUAAAGCAUCUUAAUUUUAUAAAACAUGGCUAUUUGUCUGUCUUCUGUCUUGUUUUCAAUCGUCACAGUCCCUGAUUUAUGAGAAUCACUGACUUAGUGGCAGACAGUUUAGUAACCAGUCUGACAUGGUGUAAUAAAUAAAAUACAAGUGUACGUUAAUGGUGGACAGUUUAGUGACAAGCUGGUUGUUUGUGAUUUAUUGAGGAAUUGGUCAGAAAAUGGAAGCUUAGUUUUGUCUUCUUUAGUUCUGAAAGUUGGUUAGUUUUCCAUUAAUAGUCUACUAUCAGGAUGGUGUCUGAGGGAGGAAUGUAAAUGACUCCAGCUGUAGUUUGUUUCCGAUUUCAAAUUCCAUGGAAAGAAUGUAACAGUUUUGUCAUUUAACCAUGGUCAUAAGGAGCUGUACAUAAAUUCAUUGCUAGUAAUAGAGGUGUUAGUUCUAUAUUAUUUUAUCCUUUAGCAUUCAGAUUACUUUAUCAAAUGUUAUUCUUAUUUAUUUACAUUGUUUUGAAUUAUGAAUUAUCUUGUAGCUUUAAGAUCUUGAAUGAUGUGAUUGUUUACUUUUAGGGUACAUAUGAGAAACUAGAUCUGGUUGGUUUGAACUUAAAACUGGUUGACUAUUUGAGCUGGAUAUGGCCAAUUUAAAUGCUAAAGGGUUGAAGAAAACAGCAUUUGGACUUGAAUCAGUAAUUAAUAGUUUCCUUUCACUGGCAUUGAGACAUGAGCAUGAAAUUUAAGUGAAGGGAAUAAGUUGUUGGAAUUUAAAGAUUUAUUAUCAAAGUCCAUUCUCCAAUGGAAUUUGGGGAAUUGGGGCUGCUGUUUCAGGAGAUAAAUGUGCAACUGUGUUUAUUAAAAUGUAAAAUUUCCUCGACAGGGCUGGGGCCAACUGUCUGAUUUAGAAUACUCAUAUUUAGGUACCAUACAAAACAUUUGUACCUCAGUUUUGGCAACUCAUUGAUAAAACAACAAAUGCAUUUUUUCAUACUGUUUAAAUAUAAUUCGUAUAUUAUAUAAAUGUUGGCUCAGAAUUGUCAAUUCCUGAUAUUAAUAACUUUGUGAUUGUUUUAAAUAUUACCAUGGAGGGUUCCUCGUUUUGUACUCUUAAGCAAGACAGACAACUCUUUUUGCUUCAGUUUUGUCAUGCUUAAUGCAAUAAUGAAAAAGAUAUUAGCUUUUUUGUUGUUUGUCUUUAGUCAAGAGAGAAGGCAGUGCCCAUGACCCUUUAACAGAGCCUCAAAAACUGGCAGGAGGGAGGAUGGUAUCCUCAAAACAGAGAUCUGGUUUGAAUACAUGUAAUAGAGUGGAUUAUAUCAAAAAUAGUCAAGCUGUCAGAUGGUGUUGAAUCAGGCAAUAGAUUAAGUCUGCUACCAAAGUGAUCUCCAUCAGGUCUGUACGAGAGACAAUUCUGGGCAUGAUUUGGUCCUGUAUAAACCUCUUGCUUCAGUUUUGUCAACUAAGAGAAGACUCAUUGAAAUCUUAUUUCACAGUCGGUAGCAGGAAAGCUGGUACUCAAUAGUAACUGUUAGCGCUAUUGCUUCUAUUAAAAGAAAAUAAGACAGGUAUACAUGCUAGCAUAGAGAUGUUUGGAUCCAUAUAAGUGUCUAUAUUUAUAUAUAAUGUUUAUUAUGUCUAUUACCUGAUGAUCUGGAACAUGAAACUCAAAUUAGUUGUAAUGAAGAUUCAGCUGUGAAUAAAUAUAUUGAUCUACACUUUGUGCAUGGGUACAUUUUUCUUAUGUUUGUAUGCACUAAUUCCCAUUCAUUUUUCUACUAUAUAUAUGUGUAUGUAUAUGAGAGAGAAAGUAUAACUUUAAAUUGCAGCUUAGGUGCACUAACUGUAGGGCCUGUAGCUUCUACCUCAUCACUGGUGCUUUGCUGUAUCUCUGACCAAGGCACCUAACUGUCAAAGGCCCAGUUCACCUAGUUGUAUAUAAGAACCAUGUGGAGGUACUGCUUAUUACUGAAUUCUGAGGAGACUGUUGUGGUUUAUAUAUAUAUAUCCCCUUGAAUCGCAAUGUGAAGAUGAAUCCUUUGAUAUUGCCCUUAUAUCGACAAUCCUGCGGGGUUACAGUGACAUUACUGCUCUCUUCAGAAAUAUUCUUGUGUAAAUAAGCAUAUCUCUAAAAUAGAUACUCUUUUUUAUUUAUUUUUUUGUGGCGGUGGUGGUGGAUCCUUUAGCAUUUAUUACAUGUGUGUCAUAGCAAUGUUUUGGUGAUGUUACGUGUGUUACAAGUGUCACAGCAAUGUUACAUGAAUGACACAAUGUUGCAUGUGUGUGUGUGUAUGUAGACAUUGACACAGAGUCAGUGUUUUUAUUAAAUAAAGUCUGAUCCUCCAAGUCAAAUUGUUUCUUG